Molecule: messenger RNA, 1470 nt
Organism: Echinostoma caproni
Lineage: Eukaryota; Metazoa; Platyhelminthes; Trematoda; Plagiorchiida; Echinostomatidae
Source: the annotation of a GenBank genome assembly
AUGUCGUUCAUGACCGCGGAAAUGUCCAGUCAGAUUCCCACUGUGCUGAUCAUGCUCAGUGUGAUUUGUGUAGUGGGUACAGUGGGCAACUUGCUUGUGAUUAUUGUAUACGCUUUGAAGCACGAUCGACUCACAUCCACUCUGUUUAUUCUUGUCUUGGCUGUCACCGAUUUCCUCGCCUGUCUAACCCUCAUUCCUGGUACAAUAGCGAUUGAAUAUCUGGAGUGGAAGAUGCGCUCUGCAUUCCUUUGCAAAUCCUACUAUUUGCUCAACAACAGUUUCAUUCCAUUCAGCAGCUUGCUUAUCAGUUGCAUCGCGUUCGAUCGAUACUUUUGCCUGUGUCAUCCGUUUGCUAAAAUCAUGACCUUUGUCCGUGCAAAACGCAUCAUCGGCGUUCUGGUAUUCGCCUGCCUAUUUCAAGGCGGAUGUUCCACAUUCCUUGUUCGCAUUGAGAAAGUUCAGUCAACGCCAGUAUUGGCUACGGCUGAGGGUAAGAAUGACACCAACGGGGACGUGUCAUCAGUGAUCAACAGCACGGAGGGCGAUACGUACGAAUGCACAGAAGUGAUACGGGUGAAUGCUACCAUGUUGGAAUAUGUGUGGUAUCGAGUGACACAAAAAAUUCAGAUUGUCAGCUAUUUAUUUUGCAUUCUUUCGGUAACGGUGCUCUACAUUCUGAUCUACAGCUCAGUCUCAAAAGUAAGUCUAACUAUUUUGCAAUUGUUGCAUUUGAUUCCUAAAAUGAAGUUUACAUGCAUUGGUCAAUUUGAACCGGAAAUCGUCAAUGGCAAUGGCGAGAAAUGUCAGAAUAAUCAAUUGCUCACAGUUCACAAUCGUACGCGACAAAUCGACUCGAUAAAAUCCGAGGAACUUGAGCCUAACAGCAACCCACAGCGAGUAAAAGAUAAUCCGUUUCAGUUGAACUACAUGCGUUCCCCAACUGUCCCUUCUGUUCAGCUGGUUGUGGAAAAGGACGACACUGCCACUGAUAGAACCUGUCCUCUGGCGGAGCGAGAAGAAUUACUUUCAAAUAUUGGCCAGUCGGAAGAAAGCGGACCAAAAAUGUCCCGAAUUUCGGUGCCUAAACCAAUUCCGGUAAACCAAACCCCCAAAAUUUCCAUUCAAACAGAAUUAUCUUCCGGAGCAAACCAGGUUCCUAUCGAACCGGAAGGCCGAUCGUGCAUUAUAAACGGGGAACGAACCAGACUGUCCAGGAGACAUUUGGCUGAUUCGACUACAUUUCAGAAUUUGAAAACAGCGGCCAUGCUGUUCGUGGUCGCCGUUGUCUACAUCGUGGCCUUUAUCCCCGCAAUGCUCAUGGCCAGUGAACUGAUCACCUUGUAUCUGCCCGUGUUCUAUCUGUAUUACGUCAAUAAUGCGAUUAAUCCGAUCGUGUACGGGUUUAUGAAUCCAAACUUCCGAGCUGAUAUACGCAAACUGUUCUCUCAGCAUUGCUUUGGUUGCACCUGA